UGCUGCUCCUUUCUAGAACACGCACAACAGUGGUGAACGAGAUAAACAAGUGCGCGCGCGUGUGUGUGUGUGUGUGUGUUUAGGAAUAGUGAGUGUGUGAGACAGUGCGAAGAAUUGUUCGUUCGUCCCCUCGUGCCCUGGGGCUGCAUUGACCGCAACGCAUCGCUCCGACGAAGUGUGAUAGAGGAGUGUGUGUGUGAGAGAGAGUGAGCAGUGUGCGAAAUCCGUGGUGCUGCUGCUGUACUAACCGGCCAUGGCGGCCAGCACCACCACCACCAGCACGGUGACACCCUCGUCGUCCUCGACCAGCGCCUCGGCAUCAUCGACGUCGGCCCGGCUGUCGGCCGAGCGGCUGACCAGCCUCGGGACCACCUCGGGCGGCCCCGGUACCCGGCGCCGCUACAUACGCAGCAACACUGCCAGCGUCACCCAGCUGUUGUCGGACAGUUGCAGCAGCAUACUGCAGCGAUUCCGCCGCAAUCCGAGCGAGAAGUUGGAGCAGCAUCAGCCACAGCACGGCCAGACGACGCAACAGAAGCGAUCGCAGUUUCGUGGCUUCAACGAGCUCACGACAUCCGCGUCGACCAGCUCGAUCCUCUCCCACGGAAGCGGCAGCGCGACGGCCACCUCCGACUAUGGCAGCCUCGGGUCGUCUACCGACUCGGUGCACCGGUCGCCAUAUCUGAGCAGCUUCAACAGUACGAUGAGCUCGUACUACAAGCCACUGUUUCGCACCUUCGGCAAACGCUUCGACUCACCGACGGCGUCCAGCGGGGCGUCCACCGCAUCCACGCACCAGCUGCACGCAUCGAGUAACAGCAGCAGCAGCGGCAGCAGCAGUAUCACGCGCAGCAGACGCGAAAGCACCACCGAGGACAAGGACAAGACGCCACUGGUGGUCCCGGGCAAGGCGUCCGGUGCGGCCAGCGGCAACAGCAGUACUGGUGGUGCCGGUACCGGCAGCACCAUCUCGCGCCUCGAGUCCAAGUACUCGGACAUCCUCGACCGGGUGCACCGGCGCAAGGAGCAGGAGGACAAGGAGAAAACGCUCGAACCACCGUCCGGCUCGGUGUACCAUCAGCAACAGCAGCAGCUGCCGCAAACACAGCGGCUGCUGAACCCGCUCAUGAAAAGCUCCACCACGGCCAGCAUCGUUCGGGACAAAUCGUACUCGAGCGCGAAGGAGCGCACGCCGUACAAGCUGCAGCUGCUGCUCGGGAGCAGCCGCUCGUCCAAGCUGUCCUCCGGCACGAGCUCCACCGGCGCGAUGGUGGACAGCCUGUACGAUCGGAACGGCCGCACGUACGGGGCGGCGGACCGUAGCUCCGGUCUGCGCACGUUCGGAGCGAAGGAAAGCAGCUACCAUCAGCACCAUCACCACCAGCAGCAGCAGCAGCAGCAGCACGGCGAGGGAGGCAAGGAGAACGUGUUCAAGUCGAAGUACGACCCGACCGAGCUGCUCUCGGAGGUGUCGGGCAUGCCGGGCAGCGGCGGCAAGUCGCGCCGCACGAUCAAACCGUACAAGCGCAGCGACACGACCGACAUGGGCCAUCUGCUGCACUCGCACCAGGCCCACCAGUACGGCCAGCCGUACGGCGACGGGUCGCUCGCGGACGGGUCCGCCUUCUCCGCGUCCGCGUCCAGCUUGACCACCAAGAAGGAGCGCCGCAAGAGCACGGCGGGCGGGGGCCGGUUCUUCGACGCGGACGGCAUCUGCACGGUGCCGCUGUCGAGCGACGACGACCGCGACUCGUCCGGUGCGGCCGACGCCACCGACAGCAAGGAUCCGCGGCAGCGGGAGCGUCAGAACAGGCGGCGGGAGAUCGAAAGCCUGCUGCAGAAGUACGCCCCGCUGGACGAUCCGGGUAGGCAGCAGCUGCUGCAGCAGCAGCCACCGCAGCAGCCGCGCCGAGAGCGCCGAUCGCACGCCACCGUUAAUCCGAGCACGACGGAACGGUCGCCCCGCCUCGAGGACGAUGUCGCGUCGCUGCUGCUCCAGUCCGGCACGGCGUACCAGCGACAGCGGACCUCCUCCUCCCACGUGCGCAUGUACUACCAGCAGCAGCACCAGCAACAGCAUCAGCAGCACCAGCAGCAGCAGCAACUGCAACAGCAACUUUACGGCACGGCCACCACCGGCACCGCUCUCGGGGGCGGGCUGCAGAAGUCGUACACCGUGCAGAACGUCGCCUCCCAUCUGCUGAACGGGGCCGGGCACCAGCUGCACCACCACUACGGUCAGCAGCUACCGUACGGGGGCGGGGCGUACCAUCACCAUGCCGCUCCGGUCGGUGGUUCGAUCCUGCCGAUCAACACGGGCGCCGCCCACGCGUACAACAGCCGCACGGCAGCCGCCCUAGCGGCCGGCGGCACCGGCCUCGUGCAGAACCAGCUGCGCGGUCCCCGAUCGCGCAUCCCCAAAGCGCUGUCCACCUUUAAACAACCAUUCAUCCGGGACGAUGCCGAUGGCCAUCUGAUCUACCAGAUCGGUGAUAUCCUCCAUAACAGAUAUAAAAUACUUGCCACCCUUGGCGAGGGUACGUUUGGACGCGUCGUCAAGGUGAAGGACUUGGAGCGCAACCACGUCAUGGCGCUGAAGAUCAUCAAGAACGUGGAGAAGUAUCGUGACGCGGCCGAGCUGGAAAUUGGUGCGCUGGAGAAGAUCAUGCAGCUCGAUCCCAACCUGGAGCACUUGUGCGUGAAAAUGCUAGACUGGUUCGACUACCACGGCCAUACGUGUAUCGCUUUCGAGAUGCUUGGGCUGAGUGUUUUCGACUUCCUGAAAGACAACAACUACGAGCCAUAUCCGAUCGAGCACGUGCGGCACAUCUCCUACCAGCUGUGCUACGCCGUCAAGUUCCUGCACGAGAGCCGCCUCACGCACACGGACCUGAAGCCGGAAAACAUACUGUUCGUCGACUCGGAGUACACCACCACGACGGUCCCACGCAAGAACCGCGAGGUGCGCCGCGUCAACUGUACCAAUAUCCGACUGAUCGAUUUUGGCAGCGCCACGUUUGACGACGAGCACCACAGCACCAUCGUCUCCACCCGGCACUAUCGCGCACCGGAAGUGAUCCUCGAGCUCGGCUGGUCGCAGCCCUGUGACGUUUGGUCGAUCGGCUGCAUCAUGUUCGAGCUGUACCAGGGCGUAACGCUCUUCCCAACGCACGACAAUCGCGAACAUCUGGCCAUGAUGGAACGGAUCCUGGGCACCAUCCCUUACCGCAUGGCAAGGCAAACACGGUCCAAGUACUUCCGCUAUGGCAAGCUGGACUGGGACGAGAAGUCUUCCACCGGGCGGUACGUGCGGGACAACUGCAAACCGCUCCAUCGAUGCGUCAUCACCGACAAGCCGGACCACCUGCAGCUGUUCGAUCUGAUACGCAAGAUGCUGGAAUACGAACCCUCCAAGCGCAUCACACUGGACAAGGCUCUGCGGCAUCCGUUCUUCGCGAAGCUUCCCGCACACCAGCGCCUGCACGAGAAAUUCAUUGUGAAGGCAACGGAUCCGCGGCACCCGGAACCGGGAAGCAAGCCGCGACCGCCAAUGCCACUCUCGCUGCUGCCCAUAAUGGCACGCUGGCAGAAGGGCAGCAUUGGCUCAAAGGCCUAGAACGCAGUGAGGGGAGGGAAGGGUAUAGAUAACUGAAACGUCCCCACGACCCACGACCCACCCACCCACAACACAAAACAACCGCGAGUACCGGAAGCGAAAACAGCAACAACAACAACGUCCCUUAUGAAACACAACACACGCACGUACACGCACAUGAUAUUAUGGUAUGGAGGGAUGGUUUCACGCUGUAUGGAGGGAUGGUGCAGAUCAAGCGUGAAAGCGAUUUCGUCGUGUUUCGUCGGUCACAAAACUGGAAGGCGGAUGAUAUACAGGGAAUGGAAAACAACUGCAUCAAAAAAAAAAAAAAAAAAAGCGCGCGUUAAUGUCGGAUAGCAAGCCGAUAGUAGUGUGGUGCCUGCCAAAUUCCAACACCCGUAACACAUCGCGUUCCUCAGCACGCACCGGCGAGGGAUGUAUACACCCUACUUGUUCCUAUUGUUUAAGAGGAUGUUUUUUUUUUGCUUGCUUGUAGAGAAAGGCUGUUAGAAAAGGUUUGUGCAAAGUUCGCCUAUCAUUUGUCUUCCCUAGACGUUUGUGUGUGUGUGUGUGUGUACGAGCGCGCACACACACAUACACCCAUGACUUCCGAGCACGGUCGUUAUCCUUUAUCCUUUGGGGCAUUAGUUAUAAUUAGCACACGUGCAUCGAGCUUUGAAAAAAAAGAAAUAAUGGAAUGCAUUAGGAGCAAGGCAGAGACAAAACACAGAAAAGCGCCAUAAGGAGGGACAUGCCCGUAGGAAACGCUCAAUUGAGGAAAACAGGUGAAAAACAAGAGGGUUAGUAAACUAUUGUGGGAUGUCACUCGCUACCGUUACGAUGAGGAAAGUGGUCGUACAAGCCGAGGUGUGCCAUGAAUUCCAUAGUGGUCCCAUCCGCAGCAUAAAUCGAUGAAAAGGAAAGCAUCGACAGAUCGUGGCGUGUUAAAUAUAUUACAUAGCGUUUUGCUUUCGGGGUUUGCUUUUCCGUUUGAAAUUCUCCAUGCUUUGCCUAGCUUGGUAUUUUCCUUUCUUUUUUUUUUUUUUUUGUUAAACAAUUUGUUUCUCACUCUUCCCUUACCCUAAACCGUUUGGAGAUCGGUUUACCCUAACGGCAACGGGACAAAGUGUAGAUAGAGCGGUCCGUUUUUUUUUGUCACCAAAAGUCUAAACGUUUGGGAUACAUUAGCAAUCAAAGCGAAGAAAAGCAAACGAAAAGCAAGUUGCCCGAACAGAUGGCGCUAAUGUACGGGCGGCAAGUGUGUGAUCAUCAACAGUGUAACCAUGUAUAGCAACAUAUUUGUAGGAAAAAGGAGGGUUUCAGAUUUCUGUGUUUUUUUUUUCAUCUUUUUGUUCCCCGCAACAAACGGAAAAAAAGCAAAUAGCAAAAGCUCUUAUUGUAUUCGCGCGACUCCGGCGGGAGGCACAGGGCCCGAUACAUCGGCUGCAGGAAAAGGGGUUUUGCUUUCCCCCAUUGCUCUGUGAAUGAAUUUGUCGACGAGUCUCUUAUGUUCUUAUUAGCAUUAGAAGUGCGGAGUGCGCAAGCCGCCCCGCUCGCCCCUCUCCGCGCGGGGGGGGGGGAACACUCCCAACUCCCAGCUGGCGUGAAAGGUGCAAAAUGCGACGCAAGCAUCGCAAGCGCUGCGAUGUACAGAGUAGUAGGGAGACUAGAUAAAGCAAAUGUGUUUAUAUAGGGAAAAAAAACAAACAAACGUGUAAAACACCCCUCACCCUCUUCCCCUUAAUCAACCCCUCCCCCCCAUCCCCCUUUACUCACCGAACAAAGAUCUCUCCUAAUCACGCCUCACGUCGUGUUGUGGCAGCACUGUACAAGGUGCAACGAAAUUCUAUUACUGUUGCCGACAAAAGGAGCAAAACAGAGGAAAGGAGGCGAAGAAGAAAAUGUGUUAUUUUGCAAAGCGGGGAAGUGUAACGGAAGGUUCUGAAGCAAGGGGAGGAGGGGUGAGAGAGGGGGUAGGGCAGUAUAUGUGACAAAAACAAACAAAGGACAAAAAGAAGAGCGAACAUUAAGAAAACGAUGCAACAAGUCCAAUUUCUAGUGAUUGUUUAGGCAAAUAAGAGAGAAAGAGAGAGAGAGAGUUAGAGGGGUCAACCGCAAAACAAAUGGGAAAUGUGAGUGAUUUUGAACAUGUUCGUUUAGUAAAGACUUAUUUAAUAAAAAAAAAUAUUAAGAAAAGAAAUUUA
Molecule: messenger RNA, 5799 nt
Organism: Anopheles arabiensis
Lineage: Eukaryota; Metazoa; Arthropoda; Insecta; Diptera; Culicidae
Product: serine/threonine-protein kinase Doa-like
Exons: 13
Coding region: 254-3616 (1120 amino acids)
Biological process (GO): protein phosphorylation
Cellular component (GO): nucleus
Molecular function (GO): ATP binding; protein kinase activity
Source: RefSeq, a predicted model, not a curated record